CCAACAAGUUUCCAACAAAAGAUUGCAGCUCGUGCGAUAGGUUGGGUAUAUGAGUUAAAGUCAAAUACAAGCCAUUUCAAGUAAGAAGGGUUCGAGUGCAAGGAGGAAUAUCUAUGGGUGAUGAGGAGCAUGCUGUUGUGCAGCUGGUGUCUGCUGGUGGUCCUGAGUUUAUCUCGGGGCUGGGCUACACGUUUCAGCUCCAGGAUGGCAGCCAGGUGCUGAUCAGUGGCGACUCGAAGCUGGCCGACGGCGGCGACAAGGGCGACGAGCCGAGCGCGGCGCUGUCGGCGGCCGAGACGGCCGAGGUGUGCGCCGCCGGCGGACAGUCGGCGCUGCCGCUGGACGCCCAGCCGGAGGGAGCCGACGCCGCAGGAGCCGUCCCGGUCGACCCCAUAGAUGUGAGUGCGGCGGAGCGCGCGGCUCCCUGCGAUGCCGCGCGGCCGGGCGUGGCGGCCGGCCGGCGCCGCGUGGCCGUCGUUCUCAGCGAGGAGGGCGUGGCCACGGCGGUGCCACUGCAGUCGGUGGUCGAGGCCGGCCUCAGCCAGCGUGUGCUCUUCCAGGAGAACGGCCAGCCGGUGAUCCUGGAGGUGCUCGACCAGGAGUCGGAGCCGCCGCCAUCGCAGUCGAGUGGCGACGUAUCACGGCCGUCCCCUCCGGCCUCCCGCUCCUGGCUGAGCAAGAAGGAGCGCGGAGCCGGCGCCGGACAGAGGAAGACGGGCAUGUGGAGCCGAGAGGAGGUGGAGACGCUGUCGGCCAACAUGCAGCAGUACUGUCGGGAGCGAGGAAUUGACAACCCGGAGGACAUCAUCUUUCGGUGCUCGAAGGACGAGCGGAAGAAUUUCUACCGAACUGUGGCGUGCGGCAUCAACCGGCCGCUGUUCUCCAUUUACCGGCGCAUUAUCAGGAUGUACGACCACAAGAACCACGUGGGUCGCUACACGGAGGACGAGGUGGAACAGUUGCGAAACCUGCGCGCCAUCCACGGCAACCGCUGGGGCACCAUCGGCGCGCUGAUGGGCCGCUCGGCUGCCUCCGUCAAGGACCGUGUGCGCGUACUGCGCGACAACUGCAAUCAAGGUAAAUGGCUGAAGGAGGAGGAGGAGCGGCUCGAACAGGCCGUGUACGAUCUGACCGAGACGCUGCCCGGCCAGCCGGUCACCUCGGGUAUCAACUGGGCGGCCGUGGCGCAGCAGGUGAUCACACGGACCGAGAAACAGUGUCGAAGCAAGUGGCUGAACAACCUCAACUGGAAGACCAUGGGCGGGGACGAGUGGACCCGUGAUGACGACUACCGACUCAUAGACGUACUGUACGAGCUGCAGCUCAGUGAGGAGGGCGACGUCGACUGGACAGCCGUGGCCGACGACUGGCCGCGCAACUCUGUCCGCUCGCCGCAGUGGCUGCGCGGCCGCUGGUGGACGCUCAAACAGCAGUUCAAAAACCACCAGAGGCUCGGCUUCAGAGAGGUGCUGAGCGGCCUGCGCGCUCGGAGGGCGCUCGAGCGGCUCGACCCUCAGCGGGACUCGGACGAGCAGACCGGCGCCGAGGACAACCCCUCGCCGCCGCCGCCGCCGCCGCCCCCGCCCCCGCCCGCGCCGGCGCCUCCUCAGCCGCCGGCGGCGCCGCCCCAGCCGCUCAUCGCGCCGGGAGCCCGCGUCUUUGUCGACCAGGAGGGCAGAGUGAUCCCGGGCGGCUCAGUGUCUGUGGUGCCGGACGACCCGGCCGCCCAGUACGUGGUCGACCCGCUGGCCGAGGUGGGCGCCUACGCCGGCGGCGCGGCCGUGAUGAUCGGCGGCCAGCUGUACGCCACUCUGCCGGGCGUCUCCCACCUGCUGGUGCACGGGGACCAGGUGGUGGUGGAGCCCACACCGACAGCGCUGCUGCACCACGCCACAGAGUCCGGGGUGGCGCUGGCGUCGGCGCCCUCGCUGCCGGACCACGAGUACACGGACGACCCGCUGCGGGAGGCGCGGCUCUCGCAGCCCAGUCACACGUCCGUCAUACGGGGAGACCCCAUCAUGUCUCGCACCGCACCGGGCGCCACCUCUGAGGAGGACGAGAGUCUCGACUGUCCGCAGUAGACCGCCACUGUUCAGGGGCUCCACUGUCCGCAGUAGGGCGCCGCCACUGUCCGGGGCUCGACUGUCCGCAGUGGAGGGGAUGUCUCGACUGUCCGCAGUAGAGCGCCACCACUGUCCAGGGCUCGACUUUCCGCCGUGAGGCGCCACCGUCGCGGAGGACAAGUUUCGACGGUCCGCGAAGAAGCCCCACUGUCGCGGAGGACGAGUCUCGAUUGUCCACAAAUAGUCGCCACGGCCUCGCCGGCUGCCGCCUGCCCGGCGAAAUGAAUGCCGGAUGCUACCCGAUGCACCUCCGGUCGAGGCCGGCACGCGCGCUUAGCGUUGUUGGCCACCUGGGUCUGCUAUGAUCCAUGUACUUAUUGUAUCUGUUUAUUGCUUUGCGAUGUGUGCAUGUGCUGUGUGACGCUUCUCACUCUGAAUUGGGCUGAUGCCUGCCCUGUUUCUUUGCGAGCUUGUGUAACCUAGCCAUGCGUGGUUACUCGGGUCCGAUAUGUUGUGUGUGUUCAGCCUCAACACCCUCUACUGCCAUAUACUAUUUUUGAGGUGACUUUAAUGGGCUACUGAAGCUUCUUUCAGUAUUACUGGUGUCUGGUGCAUUGGUGGAAAUAUAUGUUUACUAUUACUC
Amphibalanus amphitrite is the source of this 2706-nucleotide messenger RNA. Its product is annotated as cyclin-D-binding Myb-like transcription factor 1. The transcript has 14 exons. The record is from RefSeq and is a predicted model, not a curated record. NCBI's taxonomy places the organism in Eukaryota, Metazoa, Arthropoda, Thecostraca, Balanomorpha, Balanidae. Bases 114 to 2081 code for a protein of 655 amino acids. Gene Ontology annotation, biological process: regulation of transcription by RNA polymerase II. Gene Ontology annotation, molecular function: DNA-binding transcription factor activity, RNA polymerase II-specific; RNA polymerase II cis-regulatory region sequence-specific DNA binding. Gene Ontology annotation, cellular component: nucleus.